Molecule: messenger RNA, 700 nt
Organism: Apodemus sylvaticus (European woodmouse)
Lineage: Eukaryota; Metazoa; Chordata; Mammalia; Rodentia; Muridae
Gene: Tnni3
Product: troponin I3, cardiac type
Exons: 6
Biological process (GO): muscle contraction
Cellular component (GO): troponin complex
Source: RefSeq, a predicted model, not a curated record
GGAGAAUCCCAGCCCGCGCCUGCUCCUGUCCGACGCCGCUCCUCCGCCAACUACAGAGCCUAUGCCACGGAGCCGCACGCCAAGAAAAAGUCUAAGAUCUCCGCCUCCAGAAAACUUCAGUUGAAGACUCUGAUGCUGCAGAUUGCGAAACAGGAGCUGGAGCGUGAGGCGGAGGAACGACAUGGAGAGAAGAGGCGCGUCCUGAGCACUCGCUGUCAGCCUCUGGAGUUGGAUGGGCUGGGCUUUGAAGAGCUUCAGGACUUAUGCCGGCAGCUUCACGCUCGCGUGGACAAGGUGGAUGAGGAGAGAUAUGACGUGGAAGCGAAGGUCACCAAGAACAUCACCGAGAUUGCAGAUCUGACCCAGAAGAUCUAUGACCUGCGUGGCAAGUUUAAGCGACCUACCCUACGAAGAGUGAGGAUCUCUGCAGAUGCCAUGAUGCAGGCGCUGCUGGGGACCCGGGCCAAGGAAUCCUUGGACCUGAGAGCCCACCUCAAGCAGGUGAAGAAGGAGGACAUUGAGAAGGAAAACCGGGAGGUGGGAGACUGGCGCAAGAAUAUCGACGCACUAAGUGGGAUGGAAGGCCGCAAGAAAAAGUUUGAGGGUUGAGGCCAUGGCACGCACGCCGUGCUCUGAAGGACGCCCAUGGUGCCCACGCUGGGCUCUGAAGGACGACGUCCCUGAGGAAUAAACCUCUCUA